AUGUUCGUUUCUAGUGAAAUGGAGCAGAUCUCAUUGCCUCUAGAUAAUGUAAAAGAGAAGAUGGAGCCAAUGGAACCAAACCCAGAUUACCUUGACGGGUUCCAGUUACAAUCUGAGCUGAUCGAUUCACCACCAUUACCAAACCCCACCAUUUAUACCGAUGUCAAUGUUGUUCCUGAGCAUGAAAAGGACGAGCUUGAGCAGUCUAUAUUGAAUCUAGAAGGUGAGAUUGCAGAUUUGAAACUAAAGGAGAGAUUGUUGGACAAGAAGCGUAGAGAAGCAUUAAAUGAGAUAUUGGAUAUUAAAGGCAGUAUUAGAGCUUUUUGUCGAGUUAGACCGUUCCUAUUGUCAGACAGGAGAAGAAUUCACGAACCCGUUUCAACUGGGUUAGAGAAGGUGGUGGUUAAAUCUGUUGGAAUUAGGAAGGAGUACAGAUUCGAUAAGGUUUUUCAUCAAGCAGCCACUCAAGAAGAUGUUUUUGUUGAGGUUGAACCUAUCCUUAGAUCUGCACUUGAUGGGCACAAUGUAUGCAUACUGGCUUAUGGUCAAACUGGAACUGGCAAGACAUUUACAAUGGAUGGCACAAAUAACCAGGCUGGGAUCAUUCCUCGAGCUGUUGAAGAGCUUUUUCGUCAAGCCUCUUUGGAUAAUUCAUCUAUAACAUUUUCAAUGAGCAUGCUGGAGGUUUACAUGGGUAAUCUCAGAGAUCUACUUGCUCCAAAAGUGGCAAGUAGGACAUAUGAGGUUGCAGCGAAAUGCAAUCUAAAUAUUCAAACAGAUCCAAAGGGAAUGGUUGAAGUUGAAGGUCUGACCCAGGUCCAAAUACCUGAUUCUGCGAAGGCAAAAUGGUGGUAUGCUAAGGGCAGGAGGGCUAGAUCUACUUCGUGGACUAAUGUCAAUGAGAUAUCAAGCAGGUCACACUGCUUAAUGAGGAUCACCAUUUCUCGGCAUGGAGAUGAUUCGAAAGCUAAAGCACACGUGAGCAAACUGUGGAUGGUUGAUCUCGGAGGAAGUGAGCGAUUGUUGAAGACUGGGGCCACUGGACAGACACUCGAUGAGGGAAGGGCCAUAAAUCUGUCUCUUUCUGCUUUGGGUGAUGUUAUUGCCGCUCUAAGAAGGAGGAGAGGCCAUGUGCCUUACAGAAACAGCAAGUUAACUCAAAUCCUCAAAGAUUCCUUAGGUGAUAGUUCAAAGGUAUUAAUGCUUGUCCAUAUAAGCCCAUGGGAAGAAGAUGUUGGAGAGACAAUCUGUUCUUUAAGCUUUGCAAAUAGAGCCAGAGCAAUAGAGACCUAUCGAGAUCUAACAGAGGAUAUAAACAAGCAAAGGCAGAAAAGGAUUUUGGAACUGGAAGUGGACAUGAGAGAAGCUGAAGAAGAAUGCCAGAAAGUUAGGUAUCAAAUACAGAAGGCCGAGCUCCUAUUGAGCGAAAACAGAGAGCUUUCCUCAACUGCUUACCAAGUUCCUGAUGACAAGGAGAAUACACCUGUCAAUCCCGAAGAAGGCUAUGGGGAAGUCCAUAUUACACCUCGAGUUACUGACAAAGGAACUAGGAGAAAUAUGACAAGUUCUUUCCCACGAUUCAUGACUUCUACUGUGGCGAGUCGACAAAGGCAAAGUGCUUCAGAAAAAGUAGUUGUUGGACGGGCAAGAAGUUUGAGAUCCACAACAAGAAGUUCAUUACAAUUUUCAGCUUCUCAGUCCCUCAGUUAUUCAGAACUUCGUCUCGGAGCAAUUUUAAAGGAGUCAAAUAGAAAGUCAAGAUAUGGAGAGACAAAACCUCUCCUCCCAAAGAAUCCCAAUUGCAAUGGCUCUGAUACGAAGACAACCCUCUUUCCUCGAAGCAAGUUAGUUAAUUCAUCAGAUCCAAACUUGAGAAAUACUCUUUCUCGUCACAGAAGAAGGAUGUCUGAUCUAGUCUAA
Messenger RNA from Dovyalis caffra, 1920 nucleotides. NCBI's taxonomy places the organism in Eukaryota, Viridiplantae, Streptophyta, Magnoliopsida, Malpighiales, Salicaceae. The record is from the annotation of a GenBank genome assembly.